CACACAGAGACAGAGACCCAGCGGCGCGUCUGGAGCACAGAAUGAAACGGGAACCACAGCGGUGGGAGGUGGAGGUGUUUGAGGAGGCCAGUGUGAGGAGGACAGAAGGAAGUGUUUGAGGAGGACAGUGUGAGGAGGACAGAAGGAGGUGUUUGAGGAGGACAGUGUGAGGAGGACAGAAGGAGGUGUUUGAGGAGGACAGUGUGAGGAGGACAGAAGGAGGUGAAUGAAGGCUGCUGUAGGUGUGGAAUGGAGCAGACAGGUGUGGAGUCUUACCUCAGCGCCAGGUUUCACCUCUCAGCCUGUAUCCUGUGCUGGGCUCUGCUCAAACUCUCACAGAGGGGAUUACGAGCGUCUCCGGUCGUCUCACAGACUCCAUCUGAGAACUUCACCACACAUUCAGAAGAUGUCGACCCUCUUCAGGAAAACGAUGCACAAAGUGGAGAUGUUUGGAGGGAACCAACACUGGAUGAAGCUCAGGAGAUGACAGAGGAGUAUUUUGAGACGCUUUCGUGGCACAGUGACACUUCCUCAGAUUCUACUGAAGAUCAUGGGAACUUCUCUUAUCCUAAACUCUCCCCUGGACUCAGAAAGCUGGUUCCAGAAGGCCAGCAUGCAUUUGUUGAUGGUCCACAGAUGAAGACAGGUGGAGAAGUGGUGCCGUUGGAAAGCGAGUGCAACGUAAUGAGUAUAGACUCAGUUUCAGUAUGCACAGUUCUCGAGGAAGCUGGAGUUUCUUCUCUCUCACAUACGAGCAUGUUGGACCCAGCAGAAGAUUCACAGCUUUCCAGAACUUCUAAGGAACUCAUGGUACGAGUGGAAGAUGGCUUCAAUGCUGAGCUUUUAGAAGAUCCAGGGUUUAAUGAAGCUGCAUAUCGGUCACCAUUCGGGGAAGCUGGACUUUCUCCCAUCCCGCAGUGCAACACAGCAUCAGAAGAUUUUACAAGUUCAGAUUUAGGUGUUUCAAGUGGAGAUCUUACAGAUGUUUCCUUUUUUAAAUGCCUCACAAACAUGAACUCUUCUCAUUCAGAAAGAAAGUGUGAGGUUCUUGAGAUAAACACUGGUGAAAAGCAACUCAAGGUGCUAUCACCCAGUGACUGUAGUGUGAUGAUUUCAGAUCAUUCAGAGCUUCAUUCAUCUCAUGAGAUGGUGUCAGAGGAAGCUGGACUUCCUUCCAUUUCCCAAGCAACAUCUGAAAAAACAUUUCCAGUGACUGACAGAAGUGAAGCAGCUUCUCAAACACUUGAUUUAAUGGUGGAUCAUAAGAAAUGUUCUUCACCUAAAAGCUCCCACGAUCUCAAAAAUCGGGACCCUUCCCAUUCUGAAGAAAAGAACAACGAUCUGGAGAUGAGCCUAGAUGAAGAGCAGGUCAUGGAACCACUGGUUCUAUGCAAUUUAGUGACUUCAGAUGAUCUACAUAAUGCAGAGAUUAUUAAUCGAUUAUCUCCUGCUGAAGCUGGACUUCUUUGUAACCCUCAAGCUGAUACAGAUUCAAUCCAUUUAGAACCUCAUUUAGAAACUUCUUUUGAUUUAGAUCAUGUGGACCUUUCUUCUCCUAAACACUUAACUGACAAUAGACCCCUGAAAUCUCCUCAAUCCGAAAGAUGGAAUAAUGGUCUGGAGAUGAACAGGGAACGAGAGGAACUCAUGGAACCCCUGGAAGGUGAUUCCCAAUUAAUGAUAUUAGAUCAUUCAGUUUGUAAAGUCUGUAAAAUUUUUAAUGGUUCAUCUCUUGAGGAAGCUGGAUUUUCCUCUAUCUUACAAGCUUCAUCAAAGAACCUGACAGUUUCUGAAGAGACACUCAGACUGAGUGAGAGAACUGAAACAGUACCUCAGUUAUAUGACACUCCAGAUUUAGAUAUUCCAAGCUUGUCUUCUAAACACACUCCUAUCCCUAAAAUGAUGGAGUUAUCUCACUCAGAAGAACAGAUCCAUAGUCUGGAGAUGAACAUGGAUGAAGAGCAAAUAAUGGAUCCAUUGGCUAAACAGUGCAGUGUGAUCGUUCUUGAUGAUUGUACUGAUGAUGGUUUGUUUAUUAACAUCUUUUCCAAGGAAGCUGAACUUCCUUCCAUCACUCCAGCUAGUAAUUACGAUCAGGAUUUGUUGGAUUCACAACUUUCUCCAACCUCUACAGAGACACCUGAGCUCUCCUGUGGAUGUGAGGCAUCUUCACAGUUGGAAGAAAUUUCAAAUGUAGUUGUUGCAAGCAAAGUUCAAAUGGAUUACCAAUUUUCAAAAUGUUCUCCUGACCACAGAAAGCUGGAAAAACUUGAAUCAUCUGCUACAGAAAUAAAAAGAGAUCACCAGAUAAAUGGUGAUGGAGCUGAACAGAAGGUAGAGUUGGAAGACAGUGCAGUAGUGACCAGUAAAGUGACUGUGGAUGAUUCAGGAGAUAAUGAAGCUGCAAAUCAGUCAUAUCUUGAAGAAGCUGGACUUCCUUCUGCCCUGCACAGUACCACAGCAUCAAAGAACUUGUCAGAUUCAGACGUUUUUACAGAAGAUACACGUACAUCUACUGACCAAAGUGCUGACACAGUGCUCCAGUUAGACUACACAUUAGAAACAAGUGUUCCAAGCAAAGAUCUUCUGGAACAUUCUUCCCUUUUUGAUUUAGAAAUAAAGAAUGACAGUCUUCACUCAAAAACACAAUCAGAAGAAAUUGUUACACGAUUGACAGGAAGCUACAACACAGUGAUUUUAGAUCAUUUAUCUUGUGAAGAAGUUGUGAAUCCAUCAUCAGCUCAGAUCUGGUUAAAGGAAGCUGGACUUCUCUUCUUCUCACAAGUUGGCAUUUCUGAAGCAGGUUUGAAGACUGAAGUUGAUGCACAGGCAAAUUUAGGUGCUCAACUUGAUUUUCCUUCUUCUAAAAGCUCUCCUGACCUGAGAAAUCUGGAAUCUUUUCAUCCAGGAAAAAAGAACAAUGUUCUGGAGAUAAACAUGGAUGGAGAGCAUCUCUUGGUCCCACUGAAAACUGACUACAACGUAAUAUUUUCAGAUGAUCUACAUGAUCUACAUGGACAUCCUUCCAUCUCUCAAGCUGAUAAAGAUUCAAUCAAAUCAGAACCUCAAUUAGAAACUUCUAAUUUAGACCAUGUGGAUUUUUCUUCUCCUAAACACUUUACUGAUCUCACAAUCAUGGACUCAUCUCAAUUAGAAAGGAUGAACAUGGAAGUAGAGGACCUCAUGGAAGCCCUAGCGAAUGACUCCAAUGCAGGUAUUUUAGAUGAUUUGCGGAAUGAUAAAGUUUUUAAUGGUUCUUCUCUUGAGGAAGCUGCAUUUUCCUCCAUCUUACAAGCUAGUGAGGAGACACCUACACUGAUGGACAAAAUUAAAUCAGCAUCCCAGUCAGACAGUUCUUACUUAGAUGGUGUGAGCAUGGAUGAUGGAAAGGCACGUUCUUCUGAAAGCGCUCCUGAAUUUAGAAAUCUGGACUUCUUUUAUUCUGAAACAAAGAGGUGUGAUAAAUCAGAACUUGUGGUACCACUGGAAAAUGACUGCAAUGUAGCAGAAGAUCAAGAAAGGGCAGAUAUUGAUCAUUGUUUAUCUUCUGAGGAAGCUGGACGUUCUUCACAGAACAAUGAUCUGGAAAGAAACAAGGAUGGAGUGGAACCUAUUGUACCCCCAGUCUCCAAUGUAGUGACUUUAGAUGAUUCAGAGCAGGAUGAAGUUCUAAAAGCUGUGACCCAGUUAGACUACAUUUCUGAUUUAACUACUAAAUUUAAAGAUCAACUUGAUUUUCCUUCUGACCUUAGAAAUCUGAUUUCUUCUCAUAUAGAAGAUAAGAACAAUGACCUGGAGAUGAACACAGAUGGAGAGCAGCUCAUUGUACCACUGGCUAAUGAUUGCAGUGUAACUUCAGAUGAUCUAGAGGAUGUUGGAACUGUUAGUAGAUUAUCUCCUGAGAAAGCUGGACUUCUUUCACAGAACAAUGGACUGCAGAAAGAUGCAGAAGAAUUCACAGAACCCCUGAACCCUAAUGAAAUGAUUUUAAUUGAUUCGGAGCAGAAUGAAGUUGUAAAUGAUCCAUGUUUUGAGAUAGCUGAACUUCUUUCCAACACAGAUCUGAUCAGUUCUAAACACACCUCUGCACCACUAGAUGGAAGUGAAGCAGGUGUGAGUAGAAAUGAAGAACAGUCUGAUAAUACGAAUAAAAUAGAACAUCUCACUGUUUCUGUAUCACGAAUAAUGACAAACACAAAUGUGGUAGACCAUCUGGGACAGACUUAUGAAGCUGGGGCCAGAACUUCAGAUGUUUAUAGUAAUAUAUUUGCAGAUCCAUCAGUAGAUGCUGAGAUGUUUGUGGAUCCAUUAAUGAUUGGAUGCCCUUGUGUUCAAUCUUCUGACAGCUCUAGGCUUCAACCUGAAGGCACAACAUCACUCCAAAAACAUCAGAAACAAUCAGUAAAUUUAAACAUCAGCGAGGAGAACUUGGUAGAAAGUUCUCCUCCUAUUAAAGAAGGUUCAUUGAAGCUGUCAUAUGCUAACAGUUUUAUUCCAGAGUCUAAUCUUCUAAUAAACAAUAAACACACUUUGGAUUUGGACCAUGAUCAAACUCGAAGACGAUCUAAUCAUUUAGAUGAUUUAAUGAAGCUGCAAUUUUGGAACAGCUGCAUUGUGAAGGAAUUCAGUGCCAUAUCUCAGAAAGAGCAGGAGGUCAUUUAUUCUGACAGGUCAGGUGAUAUCGACUCUCGCGUUACCGUUGAUUGUCUCCAAGGAAGUGUUGUAGGACAACUCCCAGCUCUGGAUGAUAUUUCCUUCAAUGAAUCGACUUCUUUAGAGUCUGUUCGUGCCACCAGAUUUACCAAACAUGUCCUGCAUGGAGACCAGGCUCCAUUUAAAAAGUUGAGUACAAAAGAGCAUGAAGAUAGCAUUUCAUAUGAUGAUAAUUGUCUUCAGGAAACAUCUGGCUUUAAAACAUCACCUCAUCUCGAUGCAUGUCACAGUUCACACACAGAAAAUUAUGCAAAGCAACACACACCUGAAAGACCUGCUGCAGAAGAACAGGAGCUCUGGAAUCAUAUGCAUCGGUCAUUGCAAGAUGGUCCUUUGGACAUUUUUGAGAUUCCUGAACCAAACAAGAUGGACUACACCAAGAAUAUUUCAAAUCCACUUGAUGUAGAAGAUGCUCCUUGGGAGAGGAGAUAUGAAAAAGAGUGCCAGUUAGAGAAAAACAUGGAAGAUCCCACCAUCAGCCCAGUCACAGAUGCUCAACAUGGACUAGUUUCUGAAUGUCAGAAGAUUAUCAGACAACAGAGUCUGAAACAUGAAUCCACCUCAGUCAGUGCCACCUAUGGAAUAAGAAAUGAUGUAACCGAAACAGCACCUUUUUGUUCAGAUUCUCCUCAGUUCCAGGCCUCCCUUUUUAUAGAUGUUAGCACUGGUAUGGUAUCAGAUAUGGAGCCCAUUAUGGAGUCAGAGCACCCUCAGGAGAGCUCAGAUGGUUCAGAGUUAAAACAAAAGGAUCUUAUAUCAUCUGCGAAUGAUGAAUGCAACCCUUUAACGAGAGAUGAAAACGAUGUGCUUUAUAAUGUCAGGUCUUUGAAAGAAUUUCCUCAGAAACCAGAAGAUGUAGACACCACCAGUUGUCUGACAAAGGGCUCCGAUGGUAACAAUGAACUUCUCAACUCGGCAACUUCAGAUCAAGACUUUAUUACCACAAACAGUGAUGAGAUCGAACAUUCUGGUUACGGCCCAGUGAAAAGCAACUCCACAAGCAACAUCCAAAACGUUUUAAAGUAUAAGGAGACCACAAGCACUUCUGCAGGAAAAACCUCCAGGUUCACUAGGUUCUCAAGAAUCCCAUCCUUCCGCAAAAGCAAGAGAGAGACCAAGUUUGGAAACAAGGCUGAAGCUGAGACAAAAAUACCUCCUGACGAUGGAGAGGAGAGAAAUCGGACUAAUUAUCCAAAUUCUAAUGCUACUGUUGAUCACAUGACAGAAUCUGAGGAUCAGUUUAGUAAUGAUGUGUUUGGAAAAGACCUUGGUCUGACCUCGAAUGGACAAUCUAAAUCCACAUCCAGCUUCUGGAACACACAACAACAUAAAUACACUGAACCUGUACUCGAUCCCCAAAACAAAACCAGGAGCAGCGAUAACUUCCGCAUGAAGCUGGCGUUGGCUCAGAGGUCUCUGUCAAACCUGUUCGAGAUUCGAACUGUUGAAAAAGACAACCAACAGGAUUCCAACGUGGUGAACCAGGAACCAAAAUCAAGGCAGCCUUGGAAGAAGAUCAAAACAUCUAUAGAGUCUGAGAUGCUAAAAAGAACUUUCUCUCUUCCUGGACCAAGUGGUGGCAAGUUUAGACGUCACCUUCAGAGUGAAUUUGGGUUAACUGAAGACUGUCCAGAUCUUCAGGGAUUCCAGAACUCCAAGGAGGAUUUGGUCCAAAGUUGUGGGAACAUCUCAGAUACACUCAUGCACCCUGCAGCUGCUGUUGCUUUUGCUAAUCAGCUAUCUCCAUCCUGGACAAGAUCCUUGGGUUCCUUUGAAGGACUUGAUACACCGACUAGGCCAAUGACUCCUAAACCACAGAAUCCUGCGGUAUGGGGCAACAGGGGCAGUUUCCGUUACCCUUCUAAAUCUGUUGCCACCUCGUUGUGCUCUCUGGGGGAGAGUCAGGGUUUGGAGCGACUGUCAGAUCAAUCACAAAGGAGAAAUGGGCAAAGAGCAGCAAGACUCGUGACAGCUCAGUCCUUCGAUUCUGAGUAUUUACUUGAAGAUGCAACUCAUCAAACCAGCCUGGUGUUCUCCAACUCAGAGAACGAGACUGAGCCUGCACAGGAUGGAGAUAAACCAUUUCUUCACUCAUCCUCCUCCGUGCUCCGUGUCAGAAGAAGCGACCGGCGUGUGCUCCGACCCCGACCUCUGUCUGACCUCUGCAGCUGGAGUUUACCACUGCACGAAAUCAAAGAAACGCCCGUCGAGCCGAUCCAGGAGAAGAACAUUAGCGAACAUUGGAAGGUGAAGGCACAGAGGAGAUCGUGCUCUGAUGAGCUGCUAGGAGAGUCCCAGGAGAAGCAGAAGACGAAGGUGAUGCUGCGGAGGAGCCUCGGAACCCUGGACACAACAUCUGAGGUGCAACAGAAAGUGAGGAUGAGACCGUCCUUCACUUCUCCACACCAGUUAUCCUCCAUGUCUCUAAAAGACCACUUCUUCUCUCAGAGCACUCCAACUGGACUCAACUGUCUCCACUGGCCACGCCCAGUUUCAUUCUCAGAGUCGUGUCUCAUUGGACCUUCAGAGCACACACUCGUCCAGCCGGCCGCUCUCGCGUUGGUCAUCACUGAUGGACCCCAGGAUAAAUCAGGUCUGGGUGAUGAGGUGGGCAGUGAAGACGAGCUGUACAACGACUUCCACAUUUCUGCCAAUCGAUUAGGAGGAGGGGAACAACUCGCUAUUAAUGAGUUGAUUAACGAUGGCAGUGUGUGUGCUGAAGCUCUGUGGGAUCACGUCACCAUGGACGACCAGGAGCUCGGUUUUAAGGCGGGAGAUGUUAUUGAAGUGGUGGACGCCACUAAUAAGGAGUGGUGGUGGGGGCGGGUGCAGGAGAGCGAGGGUUGGUUUCCCGCCAGCUUCGUCCGUCUGCGUGUGAAUCAGGAUGAGCCUCUGGAUGAAGAUGUAGUGCAGGGGGGGGUGGAGAGUGGGGGCGCGGGGGUGGGUGGGACGUGUGGGCCCGGGUUACCGUGUAAAGAGCAGAUGAGGGCAAACGUGAUUAAUGAGAUCAUGUGCACUGAGAGAGACUACAUCAAGCAUCUAAAGGACAUCUGUGAGGGCUACAUUAAACAGUGUCGCAAACGAACUGACAUGUUCACAGAGGAGCAGCUCAGAACCAUCUUCAGCAACAUCGACGAACUUUAUCGCUUCCAAAAGAAAUUUCUUAAAGCGCUGGAGAAAAAAUACAACAAGGAGCAACCACACCUGAGCGAGAUAGGCUCCUGCUUCCUGGAGAACCAAACAGAUUUUCAGAUUUACUCAGACUACUGUAACAAUCACCCCAACGCCUGCGUCCAGCUCUCCAAGCUGAUGAAGAUGAAGAAGUACGUGUUCUUCUUUGAGGCGUGUCGUCUGCUGCAGAAGAUGAUCGACAUCUCACUGGACGGCUUCCUGCUCACACCCGUGCAGAAGAUCUGCAAAUAUCCACUGCAGCUCGCCGAGCUCCUCAAAUACACCAACCCUCAGCACAAGUACACACACACACACACACACACACACACACACACACGAAGAUCCCAUACUGUAGAUAUGACAGGGUGUGUGUUGGAUUCUUCUCAGGGUGAGGACGUUUUGAGUCGGAGCUCUGAUCUGAUUUUCUCAGGAGAUUUAACCAAAAUCUCCCAGCCUCAGGCUAAAGGUCAACAGCGCAUGUUCUUCCUGUUUGAUCAUCAGCUGGUCUUCUGCAAAAAGGAUCUGCUCCGGAGAGACAUUUUAUAUUAUAAAGGACGCCUGGACAUGGACCAGAUGGAGGUGGUGGAUGUGGAAGAUGGAAAAGAUAAAGAUCUGAAUGUGACGGUGAAGAACACGGUGAAGUUAAUAUCUGCAGAUGGAGCAGAGAUUCAUCUCCUGUGUGCUAAAAAACCCGAGCUGAAGCAGCGCUGGCUCCGAGCCUUCAGCGACGAGAGACAGCAGGUCCAACACGACCGAGACACGGGAUUUUCCAUCACAGACAUGCAGAAGAAACAGGCCAUGCAGAACGUCUCCAAAACUCCUCCAGCUGGAAAACCCAAAGCUUUACGCAUUACACGCGUCACCUACACGCUCUACACACGUCACUUACAUGCUCUACACGUGUCAGCUUUACGCAUUACACGCGUCACCUACACGCUCUACACACGUCACUUACAUGCUCUACACGUGUCAGCUUUACGCAUUACACGCGUCACCUACACGCUCUACACACGUCACUUACAUGCUCUACACGUGUCAGCUUUACGCAUUACACGCGUCACCUACACGCUCUACACACGUCACUUACAUGCUCUACACGUGUCAGCUUUACGCAUUACACGCGUCACCUACACGCUCUACACACGUUACUUACAUGCUCUACACGUGUCAGCUUUACGCAUUACACGCGUCACCUACACGCUCUACACACGUUACUUACAUGCUCUACACGUGUCAGCUUUACGCAUUACACGCGUCACCUACACGCUCUACACACGUCACUUACAUGCUCUACACGUGUCAGCUUUACGCAUUACACGCGUCACCUACACGCUCUACACACGUCACUUACAUGCUCUACACGUGUCAGCUUUACGCAUUACACGCGUCACCUACACGCUCUACACACGUUACUUACAUGCUCUACACGUGUCAGCUUUACGCAUUACACGCGUCACCUACACGCUCUACACACGUCACUUACAUGCUCUACACGUGUCAGCUUUACGCAUUACACGCGUCACCUACACGCUCUACACACGUUACUUACAUGCUCUACACGUGUCAGCUUUACGCAUUACACGCGUCACCUACACGCUCUACACACGUUACUUACAUGCUCUACACGUGUCAGCUUUACGCAUUACACGCGUCACCUACACGCUCUACACACGUUACUUACAUGCUCUACACGUGUCAGCUUUACGCAUUACACGCGUCACCUACACGCUCUACACACGUCACUUACAUGCUCUACACGUGUCAGCUUUACGCAUUACACGCGUCACCUACACGCUCUACACACGUCACUUACAUGCUCUACACGUGUCAGCUUUACGCAUUACACGCGUCACCUACACGCUCUACACACGUCACUUACAUGCUCUACACGUGUCAGCUUUACGCAUUACACGCGUCACCUACACGCUCUACACACGUCACUUACAUGCUCUACACGUGUCAGCUUUACGCAUUACACGCGUCACCUACACGCUCUACACACGUCACUUACAUGCUCUACACGUGUCAGCUUUACGCAUUACACGCGUCACCUACACGCUCUACACACGUUACAUGCUCUACACGUGUCAGCUUUACGCAUUACACGCGUCACCUACACGCUCUACACACGUCACUUACAUGCUCUACACGUGUCAGCUUUACGCAUUACACGCGUCACCUACACGCUCUACACACGUCACUUACAUGCUCUACACGUGUCAGCUUUACGCAUUACACGCGUCACCUACACGCUCUACACACGUCACUUACAUGCUCUACACGUGUCAGCUUUACGCAUUACACGCGUCACCUACACGCUCUACACACGUCACUUACAUGCUCUACACGUGUCAGCUUUACGCAUUACACGCGUCACCUACACGCUCUACACACGUCACUUACAUGCUCUACACGUGUCAGCUUUACGCAUUACACGCGUCACCUACACGCUCUACACACGUCACUUACAUGCUCUACACGUGUCAGCUUUACGCAUUACACGCGUCACCUACACGCUCUACACACGUUACUUACAUGCUCUACACGUGUCAGCUUUACGCAUUACACGCGUCACCUACACGCUCUACACACGUCACUUACAUGCUCUACACGUGUCAGCUUUACGCAUUACACGCACGAAGAUCCCAUACUGUAGAUAUGACAGGGUGUGUGUUGGAUUCUUCUCAGGGUGAGGACGUUUUGAGUCGGAGCUCUGAUCUGAUUUUCUCAGGAGAUUUAACCAAAAUCUCCCAGCCUCAGGCUAAAGGUCAACAGCGCAUGUUCUUCCUGUUUGAUCAUCAGCUGGUCUUCUGCAAAAAGGAUCUGCUCCGGAGAGACAUUUUAUAUUAUAAAGGACGCCUGGACAUGGACCAGAUGGAGGUGGUGGAUGUGGAAGAUGGAAAAGAUAAAGAUCUGAAUGUGACGGUGAAGAACACGGUGAAGUUAAUAUCUGCAGAUGGAGCAGAGAUUCAUCUCCUGUGUGCUAAAAAACCCGAGCUGAAGCAGCGCUGGCUCCGAGCCUUCAGCGACGAGAGACAGCAGGUCCAACACGACCGAGACACGGGAUUUUCCAUCACAGACAUGCAGAAGAAACAGGCCAUGCAGAACGUCUCCAAAACUCCUCCAGCUGGAAAACCCAAAGCGGCCACUCGUCCGUAUUAUGACCUGCUGUUGCGACAGAAACCGUCGGCGUUGCCGCAGCAAGUCAUCGUACUCGCCGAACCCAAGCGCAGGAACUUCUGGCACAACAUCGGGCGGCUGACGCCGUUCAGGAAAUGAAUAUACACGAACCCAAUGUAAUCAAGGCCAUCUCCAGCCCGCGUGUGAACCUCAUCUCUCAUACAGCAAACACUGUGAUCUUUACAGUGCAGUGUUUAAUCUCCUUCUUAAAUCAGCUCCAUCCUGAGGGCAGAAUCAAUGCUCCUCCCCCGUUCCGCUUCCAGGGAACGCCGCAUGCCUCCUCCCUCUCCUGGUGCCUAAAUCUGUUUCUGUUCAAGAUACUUUUUCUUGUUUAAUGUUUCAGUGUGAAUGCACUUUAUGACUCGGUUACAACUGAGACUGAAACCCGAGGCUGAAACGGCGGCAUGUCUGCUAACACACGUGACUACUGAGACCACUGAGACCGCUGCUGCAUGUCCUCCAGCACGCUUCAGUCCUCAUGGGUUUUUUCUACAUUUAUUUUCACUGGAUUUGUACAGCAUUUGAUACUGUGUGUGUGUGUCUCUGUGUGUGUGUGUGUGUGUGUGUAUGUUGGACACUGUUCAGAUUAUCACUGUAUUGUUUUGAUUUCUGAAAUGACAAAAAAAGAGUUUCCUUUCUGUCUGAAUGGUCACUUGGAUGUUUAUAGGUUUGCGCGUCGUCCUCGUUUCAGAACCCUGACGUGCAGAACCCUGACGUGCAGAACCCUGACGUGCAGAACCCUGACGUGCAGAACCCUGACGUGUAGAACUCUGACGUGCAGAACCCUGACGUGCAGAACUCUGAUGUGCAGAACCCUGACGUGCAGAACCCUGACGUGCAGAACCCUGACGUGUAGAACCCUGACGUGCAGAACCCUGAUGUGCAGAACUGACGUGUAGAACCCUGACGUGCAGAACCCUGACGUGCAGAACUCUGACGUGCAGAACCCUGACGUGCAGCUCGCCGUGAACACGGACAGACCUGAACACGAACUGCUGUGUGAUCGCUCACUCACUGUAAAUACAAAUAUACAUAAAGGAGUUUCACUGAGAAAACAGUGUUCUAAUGAGAAAUAAACGGUUUAAUGAUGUAACGAG
Molecule: messenger RNA, 12161 nt
Organism: Silurus meridionalis
Lineage: Eukaryota; Metazoa; Chordata; Actinopteri; Siluriformes; Siluridae
Gene: arhgef4
Product: Rho guanine nucleotide exchange factor (GEF) 4
Exons: 19
Coding region: 250-11163 (3637 amino acids)
Biological process (GO): intracellular signal transduction
Molecular function (GO): protein binding; guanyl-nucleotide exchange factor activity
Source: RefSeq, a predicted model, not a curated record